This is a messenger RNA of Pseudomassariella vexata, 618 nucleotides long. RefSeq lists its product as uncharacterized. The record is from RefSeq and is a predicted model, not a curated record. The transcript has 2 exons. Lineage: Eukaryota; Fungi; Ascomycota; Sordariomycetes; Amphisphaeriales; Pseudomassariaceae. Bases 1 to 618 code for a protein of 205 amino acids.
AUGUCGUCUUUCUCCAACACCGACACUGGUAACAAGACUGCCGAUCCAUAUACAGCUGUUAACAAAGAUGAGGCAAGUCUCGAUGUCAAGGUCGAGACGCUCACCAACUUCAUCACGUCGGCCAAGUUCGGCAUGAUGACGACGCGUGAUCCCAGUUCCGGCAAGCUAAUCUCGAGAUGCAUGGCCCUCGCCGGAAAGGAAGCCGGCGGUCUCGACCUCCUCUUCGUCACAAACACAGAGUCCCAUAAGACGGACGAGUUGAAGGCCGAUUCCCACAUCAACAUCUCCUUCCUCGAUAGUUCGGGACAGUGGGCCUCCAUUGCGGGCACUAGCAGCAUCGAGACGGGCCAUGACCAAGUCAAGAAGCUUUACAGCCCUGCACUCAAGGCGUGGCUCGGAGAUCUUGGCGAUGGCAAGCACGAUGGCUCCGAGAACGAUCCCCGGAUCGGCGUCAUCCGCGUUAAGACCGAUUCUGUAACUUACGCCGUCACGGACAAAACUUUCGUUACCCGGGCGGUUGAGGUGGCCAAGGGAGCUGUGACUGGCGAGGUGGCUUCGGUGAACAAAUUGAGAGAAAUUAGCGAGAGCGAGGUUCAGCAAUGGCGUGCGGUACACUAA